Messenger RNA from Trichoderma virens Gv29-8, 906 nucleotides. RefSeq lists its product as uncharacterized. Bases 1 to 906 code for a protein of 301 amino acids. The record is from RefSeq and is a predicted model, not a curated record. NCBI's taxonomy places the organism in Eukaryota, Fungi, Ascomycota, Sordariomycetes, Hypocreales, Hypocreaceae. The transcript is spliced from 3 exons.
AUGAUUGAAUACACCGACUACCCGAAAGUCUUUCCUCCGGGAGCUCAGAUGCCCUACGACCGCAAGCGCAUCCACGAAAUCGAGGCGCGUCGGAAAGACUUGGGCGGGCAGCUCUUCAUUGAUCGUGUGUUGAAGGCACUGGGCAUCACCAAGAGCAAGAUAUAUCCUCCUAAGAACGACAAUGGGGUCCGACAGCUGCACCAACAAAUUUGCGAAAGCAACAUGUCGAUGCAUCACAAGCUGUCUUUGAUCUACUACGUGCUCCUGGACUUUGACACGGUUGAUGGCCAAGCCUCUCUAUCAGAGACUUUUGCUUCUGCUUCCAGCAUGCCGCAGAAGUACGAGAUAUUCAUGAAGGGGCUGUGGUAUAUGGACGGCCUCGAAUUUUCGACGGCUCUGGAAUAUGUCGCCCAUCCAUCGCUUAUCUCAGACUUUGCGGAUGAUAUUAUCAUCGCACUUGUGCAGCAUGCUUCAGACGGCGACUACGAUCUUGCACUAUCUUAUUUCCACACCGUCCAGCCUGUCUUGAAGACCUCCAAAGCCCUCGAGCUCAUCUUUGGCGCCAUGGCCCAAACCAAUGUUACCGAGGCGCUUCUUUAUUCGAGAACAUAUCCUGAGCAUACUCGCGAGCAGCUCUUUCGACAAUUGAUCGCAGAAACGCUCGGCAAUAAGUCUGAACAGGCUGGUGAAUUGGCUUUCCUGCCCUUUGACACCGUUGAAGAAGCGUGGUUUGAGGAGUACCUCUCAACAGGUGAUGGAAGAAAUCUCAAAAAGGCCAAGGAUACCCUUCUUGUCCGGAAAAUUGCCAGCGAUCGGUUUGAGGAGAUCCGAACACAAAGAACCAGCAGCCAAUGGGGUCCUGUGCUUGAAGGCAUCAAGUCAGGCAUCGAGGGCCAACUGGAAUAA